Molecule: messenger RNA, 2979 nt
Organism: Coniosporium apollinis CBS 100218
Lineage: Eukaryota; Fungi; Ascomycota; Dothideomycetes
Exons: 2
Coding region: 1-2979 (992 amino acids)
Source: RefSeq, a predicted model, not a curated record
AUGAGGCUACGGCUAAGCAUCCAACGGCACGGCCUGCCAACAGCGGAGGUGCUGUGGGCCAUUCGAGAUGACCAAGCUCAAGCUAUUUCCACCAUUUCGCAGCUGCUCGAGCAGAUUAACGACAUAAUCCCGCUAGAGUCAGAGGACUGGGGCCUAGAGGAUUAUGUUGUCCAGGUCAACGGUUUCGAAUGCCUCCACUUCUCCCAGCUCGGACAGGUUAUCAAGGACGAAGACGUUGUGACCAUACGCCCUUUACAGACUGCAGAAGUACGCGCGAGAACACUGUCUGGGCGCUACCAAAUCUCAUCAAGCGGCCAGCACCUCAUUGACGGCAUACCCUUUGGCAGACCUCACCUACGACGGCCUGAUCGGCCAGCUGUUCACAUCCCACCACGCAAACGCAGACGCCUCGAAUACGAGGGCGAUGAUUCAGAUCACGUCCCGUGGAGACAAACAGGACAGCUUGUUCCCUACCAACACGAGGACUACGAGCCCGAAGAUGACAGCGAGGAGGACGAAGACUUCGUACCCGAACAAGGCUAUGCGGAAUCGGGAUCAGAGCCACAAGUAUCGAGAAAGAGGAGGAGUGUGUCAUUUAAUCCGGUUGUCCAAGAUCAGAACGGACAGGCUUUGAUCUCGCUAUCGUCUGGCUCUGAGGAUGAGGACGAUGAAGAUUUCGAGGAGCUCUCUGACGAAGCUUCCCACGGCAGCGAAGCGGAUGCGGCCUUGGAGUCAGACACAUCUCACAGCACUAAUGAGAUUAGCUCCGCGGUCGACGAAGAUGAGCCUGAUAGGUCCGAACAUUCGAGUUCCGAAGACUCGUCCGAUUCGACUCAAUCAUCCUCGGACGACGAUAGCUCCGAUUCCGAGCCGGAAGAAAUAUCCUCCAAGAACCCAAGCAUCUCUAAAGUUCCUCCAGCUCCAGCAGGUGGAACCCCACAGCCAGUGCCUCCUUACCAAGGGCAGAGAAGCACACAGGAAAGAAACAAAAGAAGACGAGACACCCAGAAGCUACGCCGCCUCAAAAGCCAGGGUGUGCUCGCUGCUAAUGCUACUUUCAGAGAGCUACGAGAAUGGGAAGAUGGGCCCACCGGCGAAUCUACCCCGGAUGAUUUGGAGGAAGCAAUUCCAGAGCCACAACAGCAGCAGGCUACGGAUAUCGGGGAUGAGCGGAGCACUCCCAAGCCGCCGGAAACACGGGAAAAGCUAUACGCAGAAACGCUGACCAAGCAAGCCUCCAGGGCUAGGAAAAAUCGCAGACAGGCAGACUCUAAGAAGCUAAGAUUACUCAAAGCUCAGGGUGUCCUACCCCCGACUGCGAAGUUACAAGAUUUGCGGGACUGGAGAGCCGGUCAGGAGGAUGAGCCUACAGCAAAUACUUCUAGCGAAGCAUCUCCACAGCAUGAUUCACAACAGGCUACAGCUGCCGCAAGUAAUGUAGACGUCGACUUCCAGCAGGAGCGAGAAGCACUAUUGGAAGCCCUCAAAACGGGCGGUGUCGACGUUACCUUGUUUCAGGAAACCACAGCAAAUGAAGGUAAGCGUCGCAAAACCGAAAGUAUCCGAGUCUCGGCGGCACACGAAUCCUUCACCGCUGCGGCUGUGAAAAGCUCGCAACCGACGACCAAGGAUCAUAGCACAUCUAACAACGAGUCGUUCAGCGAACAACCUAGACCUGCUACCAAGAGAGUGAUGGAAAAAGAUACUCCACCUACGGCACAGACUGCCGCCACCUCAGAAGCCAUUGCUGGCGCCGCAAGCGCCACGACAGAUGAUGGCCCUGCCAAGAAACGUGCACGCCUUGAUAUCGGUAGUUCACGACGGCUGCUGUUCGGAUCUCUGGGACUCCGCAACCCGAAGACUAAGGAAGAUGAAGUGAAAACACGGGAAAAGCUAAUGGCAGUUGCCAAGCCUCGGGCCAGCGUGAAGGCUGGCGCCCAGGCAGAAGAACCUGUGAAUGAGCCGCAGCCGGAGCUGUCCACGGAUCCCGACGCCUGGAAGAGCAAGAUCAAGCUCUCAGCAGUCGAGUGCUGGGACGAUGAUGUGGAGGAACUGUCAGCGCCUCCGUUCCCGUUUGAGCAGUACUGGGACCAGUAUAGCAAGAAGCAGCCACAACAGCCCUACAACAAAAGGAAGCGUAAGCGAAAGAUGGCUGCUGAAUACCAGAAAGCCUAUCAGGGCGAUGGCACAGCCGACUACGCUGACAACAAUGGGGACGUGGAUUACUACUACGAAGACGCAGAGGAAGAAGCCGAUCCCGCGCGCCUCAACUAUGAUGACUCCAUCCAUCUCAAUUAUGACGACGACCCCGCCGACCCAAUCGAAUCACAACUCAAACAAGACAUCGCCGUCGCAGCAUCUACUCAGGGAUCCGCCGACAGAUCCACCGAAAACAUCCCACCACUCCCAGCCGAUAUUUCUGCCCUCGCUCCACUACAAGAGUCCCACCUCAAACCGGGCGCCCUCAUCGUCUUCAAACAGCUCGAAGUCUCGCAGUCGACGAACUGGGCCCCCGUCAUCUCGGCCCACCGCACCGCGACCGUGACCGAGGUUUUCGGCACGGGUGUCCUGCACCUGAGCCUGGCAAGCAGGGAUCGGCCCCAGAAGGCGAACAAGGUUCGAUACGACGCGAAAGGCAGGCGGCUGUACGAUCGGUUCGAGAUGCCUGCCGACUCCGACGAGGACGGCGAUGGGGAAGAUGCGGGCUUCGUGGAGGUUGAGUUUGGGGAGCUGCUCGAGCCGAAGCUGCUGCGGGCUGCGCCUGAGACUGAGACGGAGGCGGGGGUUGAGGCGGACAGUGCUGAUGCGGUUGCGGGUGCUGAGGGGGGUGGCGAUGAGUCCUCGGGGACGUUGGCGCUUAGCCAUGCCAGUCUGGAGCAUGAGGUGGCUGAGAGUCAUGGGGCGGGACGGGAGGAAGGGUCGGCGUCGAUGAUGCAGAGCGCGAGCUCCGAGUACACCUGGGUUGAGGCGAGCGCUUGA